Pocillopora meandrina is the source of this 6190-nucleotide messenger RNA. NCBI's taxonomy places the organism in Eukaryota, Metazoa, Cnidaria, Anthozoa, Scleractinia, Pocilloporidae. The record is from the annotation of a GenBank genome assembly.
AUGAGAGAAUUUAAUAAUGCAAACUUAAAGAAAAGGAGGUAACAUGAUCUGUACGUGUAUGUUGAUUAAGAUUAAAAAUCAUCCAUUCAGAAAAUCUCCAUAAAAUCUGUGACUACCUGGGCAUAGUCGCGUUUAAAAACUGCCAGAUCAGGAAUUAUAUUAUGCCUCACAUCGUUCUUCUUCAUAGUAUUCAACGUUUCGUUGUUGCAUCUAAGUGACAAUUACAAUGAAAGAGGCGAUGGCGGAAGGAAGAAAAAAGACCCACUGACAAUGAUUUUCGAGAGAUAGUGGUGGUGAUGAUCAGAUAAAGAAAAUGAUAAGUUUUAGCCCUCCAUGAAUUGCAGCUGAGGAAGACUGGUACUAAACUAAUAAAACCGCUCGGGAGUGAAAAAGCCGAUAAAGGCAACAUUCCUUCUUCUGCACUGGCUAGCGUCUACCCUGAGAUUUUUUUUACAGGCUCAUUAGGGAUAAUCCUAUUGAUCCGAUUGGAUUGUUUCUUAAAGCGAGCCCUACUCGAUGGUUUUGUUUCUUUAUCAUUCAGGCGUCUUAACAGCUUGGUAAUGGCAGUCGCAAUGGAUCCGAAGCCGACACUUUUGAAAAGAAAUGCCGUCAUGAAGUUUAGAAAUCAAAAGGCAAGAAAUCUACAUAAAAUUGAAAUCAUAUGACAUGUAUGAUGAAAUAUAUCAACGACUGAAAAAAACGAAAAAUGGGUACAUGGAAAGAAUACUUUACUUUUAUAUUAAUGAUUAGAUUUUCCGAAAGUAUUAACUGUUGGGCUGAAUGAAACAGUAUCUUAUUCAUUAGUCUCUUGACGCAACCAGGCAUUGUGUGUUUUGGAAAGGAUUUGAUUCCAAACGGUAAGCAUGAUUAUUUUGUGGUAGUCACGCAGUAUUUUGUAGUACUAAAUUAAAACUUCUGUCCUCGGCGAACGUGUCCAUUGUAUGACCUAAAACAUGUUUAGCGAUUGUCCAAAAAAAUUAAAGUGCCUCAGGCAGUCGAUUCACGGCACAUCAUUUUUCACCUUCAUGUGAGAAUUUCGUCAAUUAUAUUAUCUCACUGUAUCUAAUUAUUUUUGGUUGGUUUUCCCAUUUUGUUUCUUUUUUCUUUUUUGGAUUAUUCUGAAAGACUUUGAUAUAAUGGAUGUCUUGGUGGCCAUCCUAGAUAAUGCAAUGUUCAGAGUAAGCUAUAAUGCUUAACUUCCUCACCCACUGCCACUACGUUCCUUGGCUCAUCUUUCUAAUCUUGCAUAGUGAAUAAGAUGCUAUCUUUCAAAAGAUGGGUGAUUUCUAAGGGCUUAGUCGUCGUAAGAACCUAAAUGCGCCCCAUGAUUCUUUCCUUGGUUAAACCCCAGCACAUGGGCGACUAAAAUGACAGGCUGAUGAAAUUUGAUGACUUCAAGCUGCAGAGCCAAACUUUCGAUAAAUAGCUAAGGGAAGAUGUCAUAUAUUCGUCGCUUCACGUAAAAAGCUAACAUGUCGCCUAUUUUUAGUAUUGACGGGUGGUCAGAUGAGGGAUGUCACGUAUCUAAAAGAAGAUCAGAGUACACAGAGUGCAGCUGCAACCAUUUGACUCACUUUGCAGUUUUGUUCGACUACACAGCAGAGGUAAUGGUGUUUGUCUGUUCAUAAUCCACAACAUUUGUUUCAUGAUAAUCAUGGCAAAUCACCAUGUUAUAUAACUACCCACUCCUUCCAGAUUUGAGGUUAAUUUGAAUAUGUUUUCAGAUUUUUCACUGUUGUCAUAUUUACUUAAAGCCGGGAAGAACAUUUUUACUAACGGGGCUUUUGUGCUAUUUUAUAUUGUAAGAAAAAAAAAAAAAAAUACAUAUAUAUAUAUACAUUUUUUUUAGUAUGUCGUCAUUAGUUUUAUUUUGCUUUCCUUUUGCCUGUUAUUACAAUGAAAAAAUAGACAGAAAAAGAUGAGAAGAUAUUGACGAUUCUCACUUACGUGGGACUGAUCUUGUCGCUCAUUGGAAUAAUUCUUACUUUAGCUUCUUAUGCUCUCCUCACGUAAGUAAAAUGUUUUUUUCCUUCUGUUAUGGAAUUAUUUUACUACACUUGGUACUCUCCAACUCUGACCUAUUUAUUUUUAUUUUCAUUUCUCCUAGUUUAGUUCCUUUCCUUCUCAGUUUUGAUAGUAUUGUACAGUUUCUUACUUGAUAUAAAUGGUAUUGAUCUAUUUUCCUAUUUUUGUCUAUCAAUACAGUCUAUAUUUCUUUUCGUUAUCACUAGUGAUGUGCAUCAGCCGCUGUCUCAAGUGAGGUUAAGUCUCGUUGCCUCAUUGGGACUUGGCCAGAUAAUGUUUCUUGCCGGGAUAAAUGCCACACAGGAUAAGGUAAACGCUUGUUUUUUUUCUUUGUUUUGUUUCUUUAAUUGUUUUUGUUUAUUGUUUUUGUUUUUUGUUUUUUAAAAAGUACAACUUAAAACAGAGUCAGUAAAACCGUUUUUUUAGCUAUUUGGCAGUGAAUUCAAAAGAGGAGUGUUGGCUCUAGUCGCAUUUUUGAGGAUUUGAACAGAUUCAUGCUUCUUGUGAUUAUUAUUGAUCACAGCUUGACAACUAUCAGUUUGGACGGAAAGGGGGAGGGAGGGGGCUUGAGAAAUUGUCAUAAGAAGCAGGUGUUUAUGAAGUAACAGAUUCAUGUUGGCAUGAUCGAGACUUGAUUAAUAAAAAAUUAACUUGUGGGGAAAAUAAAGGCUAUAUUUGAUAUAAAAUGUCGAAAGCUAUUAAAAAAAGCCUUUUAAAAAUGAAUCCUUAAAACAAAUAAAACAGUUACAGUUAUAAAUAGCUCAGUCUACUCUUGAUUUUCAGGGUAUUUGUGUCGCAGUGGCAGCCCUGAUGCAGUAUUUUCUCAUGUCAGCCUUUUGUUGGAUGCUUGUCGAAGGAAUUUAUCUUUACCUGUUUGUUGUCAAAGUUUAUAAUAUAAAUGAGAAGAUGGCCAUGUACCAUGCUUUUUCCUGGGGUAGGCUCUUCCACUAUUGCAACAAUUAUUAAAGGCGAUAUCAAGCUUUAGUUAUCAAAAUGAUACUGAUACGUGGUGAUCUCAUUAUCUUUAAAACUUUCCUUUGUGUUAAUUGUAGCUUUUCCAGCUGUUAUGGUCAGUAUUUCAUUGUUAAUUGCUUCAGCGAGGGACGAAAUCGGUAGUUUUGUCAGCAAAGAAUAGUAAGUAUCUGUAUGUAUCUAUUUAAGUUUCAUUAUUUAUUUACUUAUUAAGACAAUUCAGACCAUUUCAGCUUUAGAGCUAGUUUAUUUGGGGACUAUUUAUAAGAUAACAUGGCCAGAUCACCACACCGGGAGCCACGUUCUCUACACUUUGCAACAAUUGUGAGUGAGUUCUGUAUCUUUCCCUGCUAACCAGCACUGAGAAAAUGCAGGAGACAGGGCCUACGGUUCAUCGACCUUAUCCUAGAAGACUACAAUGUCUAACUAUUCGCAGAUGUCAUAGCAAAGGAAACACAUUCUCCUCCCCCUUCUCUCUUCUGUUUCAACUUGUGAUGGCUUGAUUAAACUUCAAGACUAAUAUAAUUAUGUAAUUUGUGUCGUGAAUAAGCUGCUGGCUCUCCAACGCAAAUCAUUCUAUCUGGAUAUUUGCUGUUUUUGUGGUGACAGUGGAAGUUGUAAGUAGAUCACAAUUUUUAAACAUAGCUGAUAGUCUCAUUAGAAUUUUCAAAAUCCAAAAACUCGCAGCAAGAUGUUAUUCAUAUUUUAAAGUUGGGAAGACUUGUAUUGAUGAAGGAUGUAUUUGAAUUAAAAAAAGUGGGACAAAACUAGCCUAUAACGGUCCAAAAAGAAAGGCCUGUUUGCUGUGCGGUCUUGGCUAAAAAAAAAUACGCAUUCUCUUUAUUUGUCUGAAUUUAACAGUCGUUGACAUCUCAAUCAUAAAUUAGGAAAACGGUAAAGAAAGAAGGACACGAACACAAUUGCUUUCCUUGACCGUUGACUGUAAGGGCUUUCGGGAAACAGGCCUAUUGACGUGCAGACAACACUCUCCUUGAAUCCUACAGUAAAAAAUCAUGCUGCUUACUGGUGAAUAAACAAUCACUAAAUUUUCAAGUAUAAAUAUUGCAUUCUCUUGUUGUCAUUGGUUCACUGAACUCCAGUUAUCAGCUCUUAUUCCGAGUCACCUUAUAUGGAAAUGCAUAAAAACAACUAUUCCAUUUGCACUCGUUCGAUACCAAAUAGGCUGUAGCCUAUUACGGGCUAGGCGCCUUGUUGGCUUUCUACCAUCUCAUAUAUGGCGCGUUCAUGGAAUAAUUGUCAAAUAACUGGGGCUCAGACUGAGGUCAACAAGUUAGUAGCUGAGUAGUUGUUGGCAAUUACAUAUGAAUGUUUAGCCUAUUUUAAAUAUUACUAUUUUCUAGCUCAACUUGUUAAUUCUGGCCAGAGUUGUAAAAGAAAUGUCCGGAACAGAGCCAGCUCCAGGAAAUCAUCAGAUAAGGUAAGAGUAAAAAUGAACGUUUGGGACUGGAAAAUGAGAACAAUAACAUGAACAACAAUAACAACAAUAAUGACAACAAAAAACCAGCUUGUUUGUUAUUUCUUAUUAUUUUGUUUUUGUAUUGCUCUGUUUUUUGUUUUUUAUUGUUAUUUUUUUGUUGUUGUUUGUUUCUCUGUCGUUGCUUUUUUUUUUACAGACUCUGCAUCAAGACAUGCGCAGUAAUGAUUCCCUUGCUGGGUGUCACGUGGUUAUUUGGUAUCUUUUCGACGUUUCACAAAGCUUUUGCCUAUAUCUUUACUAUCUUCAGCUCAACUCAGGUAAACCAUUGUUAUGUUUUACGAGACACCAUUAGUGAGCUUUUUAAAUAAGGAAACCUCAAAAUCAACAGCCUUAUCAUUUUUAAGCUGCUCGCAUCAUAGAGAGGUGCAUCUUAUUCUUUUUACAGGGAUUUCUCAUUUUUCUAUUGCAUUGUGUACGAAACACUCAGGUAAGUACAAGUGGUUUUGUUAAUCUUUUUAAAUUAAUCUUUUAGCUUGAUUUUUAUUUCAAUUAUUGACGAUGAUUUUAUUCAAAGUACAAGUCACAAGAGAGACAUGAGGCUCAGUUAAAUGAAAAAUUAAAAUUGACGCUGUAAGACUCGUUAUCUUAACACAGUUACCACCUGAAGUUAAUGCAUAUGGAGAAAACUUACGCUGGUUGUUAAUGUGGUUAAAAGAUUAGAUGUGAAAUUAUGGUGAUAAGCACAUUUUAAACUUUCAGAGACUACCUUAGCCUUCUUAAGAAUUGUCUUCUAAUGCGCAAGUCACCCACUGAACCCAAAAUUUUCAAUCGUCAUAAGCAGCCUGACCGUAUAAGGAAGUCGUAACAUAGGUCCUUUUCGCUUUUUCUAUCACUUAAGGGUCCUUUUGAAGUCUAACUUUUAGGUUCAACUUUGGAAGAUCAUAGCGAGUAAUUUUCAGACACCUUUUUUCCAGGCUGAGACUAAAAAUGUCAUGAUAUCUUUUCCUUUUUGCAGAUUAAAGAGCGUUUGAAUAGAAAGUUUAACGCCGUAUUUCCAGCCACAAAUUAACAGAGAUCUGACAAUAAAUAUUCUCAGUUUUAUAAAAGUGAUGAACCAAAGGAAUGGCUGCAUCGCACCAUAUCUCCUAUAUAUAAACGCAUCUGUAAUUAUCGAUGGAAGAGAUUGGUAGCAGAAAGUAAUGAGGUCAAUGGAGUGAUCUGCCAGUCCUAUAGCUGUCAGGGCCAUGUUGUACAUGAAUACAAUUUUAUAAAACGUUUAGUUUCAGAACCUUUAAUCUGAAUUGUGCUUUACAAGAAAGUAUGGAGUGAACAAGGACCAAUAACUUUAUUGCAUUCAAGCUAAAAUCAAAUGGACGGAAUGAUGAAUUUCAGUCUUACAUAUAGGAUGUCGCCUUAAAGAAACUUUCUCGGCUUUAAAAUGUCUUCUUAAAUAUCGGGCUCCGCUAUAACGCUUUAUGCACAAAAUAGUUGCUGGAAUGCUAGACUAGGAAAACCAGGCUUAAAGGAUAUUCGAAUAAUAACCACAUGGCUUCAUUGAUCGGGUACUUAAAGCACUAAAGUCGUCAACCAAAAUGGGAGCUAGUUGUCAUUUAAAUUGUACUUAUAGAAUAGUUAUGAUGUAUGUAAAACUCGUUAAAGCUGACUUACUUUUCUUGUAUGUAUCUUUGAGAAAUUUGCUAUACUUAAGAUGAUAAUUCUAAACUUUGAACUAGUAAAGGACUGUAUAGAUACAAG